Molecule: messenger RNA, 882 nt
Organism: Miscanthus lutarioriparius
Lineage: Eukaryota; Viridiplantae; Streptophyta; Magnoliopsida; Poales; Poaceae
Source: the annotation of a GenBank genome assembly
AUGGCCAUGCAAGCGCGGCACCACUCCCUGUUCUUGGACGAGUACGCCGGGUGCGUGCCAACGUCGCCGGCGGUGGGGAUCGGGGACACGCCGCUGCUCAGCGACUUCCCAGGCAGCGAGCUUAACUUCGAGCGCUACGGUUUCUUGACGAGGAAGCGGGCGCGCAUGGCGCCGGCCGGGGGUCUCUCGGAGGAUCAACGCGUGGUUCUGCCCCCGACGUCGGUGAUGCAGGGGCUGGUGCAACUACCAAUGACACCCAGGAACCUGAUGGGCUCCGGCGCGGCGGCGUCCACAAGUGGGAGUGGGAGGGAGAUCGACGCGCUGAUAGGAGUCGAGAGCGAGAGGAUGCGCGCGGCGCUGGAGGCGGCGUGGCGGAGGCACGCGCGGGCGCUGGUGUCCGCCGUGGGGCGAACAGCGACGGGGCGGAUGCGCGCGGCGGAAUCCGAGCUGGACCGCGCGCUGCGGCGCAACGCGGAGCUGGAGGAGAAGGCCCGGCAGAUGGGCGCGGAGUGCCAGGCGUGGAUGGGCGUCGCCAGGAGUCAAGAGGCCGUCGCCGCCGGCCUCCGCGCCUCUCUGGACCAGCUCCUCCUCCAGUCGCCCUCCUGCGCGGCCGCCGCUGCGGCGUCGGCGACCGGCGGCGGCGCCUGCGAGGCCGAGGACGCUCGGUCGUGCUGCUUCAAGGCUCCGGCGUCGGCCGUGGACCACAGGGGGGCGCAGGUGGCGGCGGGGAAGGCGUGCAAGUCUUGCGGCGGCGGCGAGGCGUGCGUGCUGCUGCUCCCGUGCCGGCACCUGUGCCUGUGCCGCGCCUGCGAGGCCGCCGUGGACGCGUGCCCCGUCUGCGCCGCUGCCAAGAACGCGUCGCUCCUUGUCCUGGUCUCUUGA